AUCUUUGCUGCCAUGUUCCCCGAUUCGCAGCUUGCAAAGUCAUUCACCUGUGGUGAAAAUAAAACUGCAUAUGUCGCCAAAUAUGGCAUCGCUUCGUUCAUCAAGAAGGAGCUAUCGUGCAGCGUUAGUGAGAAGCCAUAUGUCGUCAUGUUUGACGAAAGUUUGAAUAAAACGACAAAAAACAAACAAAUGGACCUUCAUUUGCGAUUCUGGACUACUGAAGAUGAGACUGGUACACACUACGUCAUCUCCCGCUACUAUGGGUCGGUGUUCAUGGGUCACUCCAGAGCCGAGGACAUGUUGGGUCAUUUCAAUGAAGGUACAAAGGAGCUGAAUCUGAACAACAUGCUCUCACUAUCAAUGGAUGGGCCCGCUGUAAACUGGAAGGUUGUUGAACUCUUACAAGAGGAACACAGAGAGCAGUGUGGUGGAGCCCAACUACAAAUAAUUGGGAGUUGUGGCCUUCACACGAUGCACAACUCGUUCAAGAACGGCUUCGCAGUGUGGCAAGUUGAGAAAGUCCUGAAAGCCCUGCACUACCUGUUUCAUUGUGCACCUGCAAGGAGAGAGGACUUUAUGUUAGUGACAAAGUGUAAUACAUUUCCUCUGCCAUUUUGUGGACAUCGAUGGCUGGAAAACCUUCCAGCAGUGGAGAGAGCCAUUGAAAUUUGGCCAUAUAUUGUCACCUAUGUGGAUCAGGUCAAAGCCAAGAAGCUCCCCAAUCCAAGGUCAUCGUCAUAUGACACCAUCGCAGAAGCCCGGAUGGAUCACUUCAUCUUGGCAAAGUUACACUUCUUCAUGAGUGUCUCAAGAAGUUUUCAGCCAUUUCUCACCAAGUACCAGACAGAUGCCCCGAUGAUUCCCUUCCUCGGCAGAGAUUUGGAGGAUCUAAUCAGGAGCCUUCUCAGACGCUUCAUAAAGCGAGACGUCCAGGUUGAUGUUUCCCCAGUAAAACUGGUCAAGCUUGAUGUGACAGACCAAAAGCUUUGGGUCAGUCCAAAGCAAGUGGACAUUGGCAUGGGAGCCACAGCUGCCCUCAAGGUGAUAAGAUUGCCCAACAAUUUCAGAAGUUCCUCUUCAGUGAGGCCAGAGGAGAGGAAUUCAUGGCCUUCAAUGCAUUGGAUGGAAAAUCGCGAGUUGACAGCUUCCUGCAUAAGGCCAUGAAUGGAUAUGCAGAACUUUGGAGCUUUGUGGAAAAGCUGCUGCUUCUGUCCCAUGGACAAGCUACUGUGGAGCGUGGGUUCUCCAUAAACAAGGAGGUGGAGAUGUGCAAUAUGAACGAAGACACUAUAGUCUCACAGAGACUAAUCUGCGACUAUGUGAGGAUGUGUGGUGGAGUGGUCAAAGUGCCUCUAACUAAAGAGCUGCUAAAUGAGUGUGCAUCUGCACGCAACCGGUACAGGAUCUUCUUGGAAGAUGAGAGGAAGAAAAAGGAACAGACAAAACAGAUGAACAAGAGAAAAGAGGUUGAAGAUGAGCUUGAAGAGCUACGCAAGAAAAGAAGAACAAUCUCAACUGUGUUGAAACUCUAGAAAAGGAUGCAGAUGGCCUUGCAGAGAAGGCUGAGAAUACAGCAGGGACCAAGAUGGCAGAACUUAUCACUAAAUCUAAUUCCAUGAGAAAAAGAUGCAAGGAAAAGAGAAGGGAGUUGGUGGACCUAGACCAUGAAAUUGAGAAGAGAGCAGCAGAGCUACGCCACAUGUCUUGAGGAGAAUUUGGGAUGUUACAAAACAAAGGGUUUCUCUCAUUAAAAGUCAUGUAAUAACAUUUGUGUUUUCUA
Messenger RNA from Labeo rohita (rohu), 1780 nucleotides. RefSeq lists its product as uncharacterized. NCBI's taxonomy places the organism in Eukaryota, Metazoa, Chordata, Actinopteri, Cypriniformes, Cyprinidae. The record is from RefSeq and is a predicted model, not a curated record. The coding region runs from base 13 to 1164 and encodes 383 amino acids. The transcript is spliced from 4 exons.